This is a messenger RNA of Sorex araneus (European shrew), 1233 nucleotides long. RefSeq names its product tudor domain containing 10 (gene TDRD10). Gene Ontology annotation, molecular function: RNA binding. Lineage: Eukaryota; Metazoa; Chordata; Mammalia; Eulipotyphla; Soricidae. The record is from RefSeq and is a predicted model, not a curated record.
AUGCUGAGAUUAUUUCACAGGUCCUGGGGCAGCCAGGUCCAGCCUUCUGCUCAGCCCCCCAGGAAGAAUGGCGUGUGGCAGGUGCAAAAGUCUCCGGGUGUCCAGAAGAGAGGGACAGAGGUGUAUGUUGGCAACCUGCCUGUGGACAUCUCGGAGGGACUUUUCCACAUCAUCACAGACGUUAGCCCUUCCCAUGUCCACAAAGUCCAGAAUGGGUGCAAGUGCUUUGCUUUCGUCCAUCUGGGCUAGCAGAACGUGGCCCUCGCCGUGCAGAAGCUGAACGGGUCGUUCUUCCAUCAACAGAAACUAUAUUUGAAUUCAAGUAAAAAUGUUCCCAAGAGGACGCAGGACGUGGCCAGGGGUGCCUGGGAGCUGCCGAGGGGCGCCCAGUACCCCUUCCUGCUGCCCCAGGGGCUGGAGGCUGAGCCCUGGAGGCCUGGCCAGCAGCGCUCUGUUCAUCACAUCCUACCUCAGAAGGCAGCACUUUCCGGGAGGCAGGGGUGCCUCCAGGACUUCACUUUCUGCUUUGCAGCUUGUGCACUGCUCACUGUUAGGGCCGGGGACCCCCAUACAGUUGAGAAACCCAGGACACCCUUUGCAGUCCCCAUGGAGAUGAGGUGAGGGCUGCCCCUGGCGCUGUUGCUGCGGGAAUGCUUCCGUGACCCGAGCUGGCUGGCCACCAUCCGCAGCGCCCGCGGGGAGGUGGGGCUGCUGGCCACCAGCGCGGUGCCCCAGACCCGGUUCUUCUGGGCCAUGCGCAUCGCUGAGGCGCUGCACAGGAACAUGCGGACGCUUUCCAGCAGCCUGGCGGAGGCCGAGGAGCGGCAGCCGUACCUGGGGACGAGGCGGUGCGGCGCGGGCCGUGGCCUGGCCGGGCUGCAGCUACGCGACCGCGGCUGUGCCUGGAACAGGUGCUGGGUGCUGGAGCGGGUGGGCGCCUGGGCCGUGAUCAUGUUCAUCGAUUUCGGCCAGACGGCCACCGUCCCCAGCUCCCCGCGCAGCCUGGAGAGUGACGCCUUCUGGACCAUCCCCCCGCUGACUCAGCCCUUUGCGCUGGAGCAAGGCGAGUGCCCUGAUGGCCAUUGUAUCCUCAGAGGGAAAGUCACAGGCACUUUGGGGUUGGAGCCACACCUCCUGAAGUUUGAAGAAUUUAAAUCGUGGGGAAGAGCCAGGCACUCCGGAUCCUCUCAGAUCCACACUCCUGUCGAGCCCACGUGUCCCCCUUUAUUCUGA